This is a messenger RNA of Trichosurus vulpecula (common brushtail), 948 nucleotides long. Its product is annotated as olfactory receptor 6T1-like. Gene Ontology annotation, cellular component: membrane. Gene Ontology annotation, molecular function: olfactory receptor activity; G protein-coupled receptor activity. Lineage: Eukaryota; Metazoa; Chordata; Mammalia; Diprotodontia; Phalangeridae. The transcript has a single exon. The record is from RefSeq and is a predicted model, not a curated record. The coding region runs from base 1 to 948 and encodes 315 amino acids. Gene Ontology annotation, biological process: G protein-coupled receptor signaling pathway.
AUGAGGCCAGAGAACUGGACCCAGGUAACAGAAUUUGUGCUUCUGGGCUUCCCUAAGAGCUGGGCCCUACAGCUGAUGUUGUUCCUGAGGCUUCUGGUGACAUAUGUGGUGACAGUGAUGGGGAACUUGCUCAUCAUCAUGCUUAGUUGGUCUGACCGCCGCCUGCAUACCCAGAUGUAUUUCUUCCUGAGAAAUCUUUCCCUGUUGGAGCUGAUGCUGGUCUCUGUUGUGGUCCCCAAGAUGCUAGUCAGUAUCCUCACUAAGGACUAUACUAUCUCCUUUGCUGGCUGCAUCAUGCAAUCCUACUUCUAUUUCCUCCUGGGCACCACGGACUUCUUCCUCUUGACUGUCAUGUCCCUGGACCGCUGUCUGGCCAUAUGUCGUCCAUUACACUAUGAGAUGUUGAUGAGUCGUCCCACCUGUGUCUGGUUAGUGUUGUCAUCCUGGCUCGCUGGAUUUCUCUGGACCUUUUGCCCCACUAUCCUCAUGACUAGUCUGCCUUUCUGUGGCCCAAACGGCAUUGACCAUUUCUUCUGUGAUAGCUGGCCACUUAUGGGGCUCUCCUGUGGGGAUACCCAACUUCUUGAGUUGGUGGCUUUUCUGCUUUCCACAGCAUUGCUACUGGGCUCACUGACAUUGACCUCUAGUUCUUAUGCCUUUAUUCUCACUACUGUCUUUCAUACCCCAAUAGCCAGUGAGCGGAAAAAAGCCUUUUCUACCUGUGCAUCACACCUCACUGUCAUGGUCAUGUUCUAUGGCAGCUCCAUCUUUCUUUACAUCCGCACAUCAGAGGCCCAGUCUAUGCUCCUUAAUAAGGGGGUCUCUGCCCUGAACUGCAUCAUCUCCCCACUCUUGAAUCCAUUCAUCUUCAACCUCCGUAAUGACAAAGUGAAGCAAGCCUUAUGUGAUGCCAUAAGGCGGCACAAACACAUGGGCCCAAAAUUGUGA